AACAUUGCAUCCACUGGGUACCACAACAAUAGACCGCAGCAUCGAGUCCAGACAAAACUGGCCUUGCAUCAUGCUCUCAGUUGCACAGGACUGCGUGAGGCUGUGAGUACCGUCGUGAUUUAUUUCACGGGGUACCACCACGGCCACGGAGGAACCUUCUUGCGACUGUUUGGGCUCUCCAUCGAGUGGGGAAGAUGGCCGCUAUGAAAAUAUUAACCAGCACAGGGCUCUUCUUGGCGUUCUGUGCAUUAGGGCUGCUCGCCAUGGCGAUUUGCACCGACUAUUGGUAUGAGACCGAUGCGAGAAGACAUCGAGAGAGGUGUAAAAACUAUGCCAAUAAGCGAAACGAUCCAGGGUACAUCUACAUCUCAAAUCACAACCUCCCCCUCCAAAUGCCUCCAAAGAGCGUGCAGAGGAAAGGUAAUGGCCCAGAUGCUGGUGCUCUCGUCAGGGAGAAACGGCACUUUCUGGCCGCAGCGUCAGCCAUGGAGUCUCAUUGCAGCCGCCAGUUUAACUCCACCAUCUCCGGGCUUUGGAGGAAGUGUCACCGGCAAGGAUUCGACCUGGAGACCGAGGACCUUAUUUACAAAGGAAUAAUCCAGCGAUGCACCCCAGUCAAGUAUCACUACUCUUCUUCGAUCCUCCCACGGAAUUUACCCAUCAACAUGACAAAAACCAUACGGCAGGACGAGUGGCAUGCACUCCAUCUAAGAAGAAUGACGGCUGGCUUUGUGGGCAUGGCUGUGUCCAUCAUUCUUUUUGGCUGGAUCAUUGGAGUGCUGGGAUGCUGCCAGCAGCAUGACCUCAUGCAGUAUGUAGCUGGGCUACUCUUCCUCAUGGGAGGAACAUGCUGCAUCAUCUCGCUGUGCACGUGUGUGGCAGGAAUCAACUUUGAGCUGUCCCGCUACCCCCGCUACAUGUAUGGUCUUCCCGAGGACAUUAGCCAUGGCUAUGGCUGGUCUAUGUUUUGUGCCUGGGGGGGCCUCGGCCUCACCUUGCUGGCUGGGUUCCUCUGCACCUUGGCCCCCUCCCUGAGCACGCCCACUCGCACAGCAACCCACAAACCAAGGCAAGAGAAUGGAACCGUGUGAUUGGACCGAGGCAUCAUCGAGAGACUGACCCACCGAACGCACAAAGCACACCCCUCCAACCUUGAUGUUUAACUCGGAAAACAAUCUUUGUCUAAUCACCAUCUCACGCCGCCCUCAACAUCGCCAUCCCUGUCAGUGUUUGGUGUGCCUGAGUUGUGACAGAAGGAGUGAGUAUUGACAGACUUCACAAACCUAUUCCUGAAGUCCAUGAGGGACCUCCAGGAACACACAGAGUAACACCUACAGUGUGGGGCAUGGGUCUCAUAGCACAAACAAAACUUUUCUUUUGUUCAAACUUUUGACUUAUGUGGUAACUUUAUGGCCUAAAAACGACUGUUUUCUCUGAAGAGAAUUUGUCUUAAAAUGGUGCUCUCUUUACUGCAUACACCACGUGCACAUACUCUCUCAUGCACACAUACACACACACACACACACACACACACACACAUACACACACACGCACUACUACUACAUGCACUUCCACACACCCAGUAACUGUUGAAAAAAAAAUCCUCCAAAAGGAACUAGUCCACACACGAGACAUCAGGCCAGAGCAUCCUGUCAGCAUUCCUCUUUCAGUCGAGUGGUGUGUGCUGUGUUAUUGUUCGUAAUAAUGAAAAAAAAAAAAAAAAACUCUGGCAUUAACUGCCCAUUGUUUAUCUUUAGAAUAGCACACUUACUGAUAUCAAGCAUUAGCCCCUGGAAAGACUUCUGCAACCUCUGCAGAGCACAAAAAAUGGCACUAGCACGGGUGGACAGUAAGAUAAAAUAAACAGAACUAAAUUUGCAUUGAAAAGCAAAUCUUUUGAUGCUUCUUUAAAGAGUCUCUAUGUACAAAUGCAUCUCUACGUAGAUUCAGGUCAUUAUUUGUGUGAAGUAGAUCUUGAAUAAGAAUAUUUUUUGUUUGUUUUGUUUUGUUUAGGGUAACAACAGCUUGCAGUAUGGGAAUAUGUAGUUGUGUGCAGAGUUUGUCUUCACUGCUUUGUGCAUUGAGGAAAAAAAAGAGCAACAGGAUAGUGCUGCCGGUGGGCACAUAGUGCAAAGUGAAAAGAACUGAUGAGUGAAAGAAAGCACCGAAAUGCUAACUGCUGACUGUGGCAAUGUGGUACUUUAUGUGCUGUUACUGCUAUGAAAGACCUAGAGUUGUUUGCUGACAAGUAUUCCCUAAUCUGGUAUGAACAACACAGGAAAUCAAACUGUGAGGGAAGUGUUUGAUUUGUUGUUGACCCUUGAUGUCGGUCAGCGUUUUUUUUGUGAUGUUCACAAAACAAGUAACUGUGGAAAAAUUCAGUUUUUCUAAAUUCUGUGAUCCCGCUAAAACAAAAGCACAAGUUGCAUUCAGGAUCCUCAUGUAUAGGUAACACAGAGUUACAUCACACUCUGGUAGACGGCCAAAGUGCCAUCCUGUCUCGACUAGCUCAGUAACAACUAAUAUGGAAACAAUCAGCACAGGUCUGUGGAAAACAAACGCCAUAUGGGAAACAUAAUAACUUUUUUUUUUUUUUUUUUUUUUUUUUUUAAUGUGAGAGGUUUACAUAGCACAUUCGGUAAAAGGCUCAUGACGCAUUUCUUGACACAUGUAUGAGCAAUCAACAUGUGUAACAGACUGACUACAUAUCAGAUUUCAAGUCUUUGGAGACUCACUCAAUAGAUGCUACCGGUUGCAAGCUAUUCCAUUCUUCUGCACUCGUGCCAUUCAAACUAAGGGGUUUAUGUUCUCAAAUCCUCCAUAGAAAAUAAUACUUAAGCCCUGCUAUUCACUGCAGUUGCUUUUUCCAGUAUGACCCUCUCUAUAUUCCAUUAAACUGAAAGAUUUUUGAAAACUGAGCGAAGCAGAGAGGAUCUAUGUUCGCAGAAAGGAAUAGGGGAGGCAAUUUGCUUGCGACACACUUGGAUGAUGAUGACUCAUACCAGCCAUUUUUCUGUUAGGCAAAUUGGAUUUUUUUUCCCAGUAGGGGUGACUUUUAUUUGGAAAUCCACUACAUAAUCAUAUUACAUAAUUCUUUUACAGUACAUACAUGCAUAAUAACGCUAUAAUGUUGAUUGUUCAUUUAGGAAUGAGUCAUGAAAGAUGUCAUCGGCUGUGUGAACAAACUUACUUGGAAAAAAAAGGUGUUACCAUUUGUGUUAACAACACUGUGUGUGUGUGUGUGUGUGUGUGAUAUUCUGUCCCUUCACCGUCAGCACGAGCUCCUCCAAGGCUCCCAGUUCCAGUAAAGGGGAUGAAUUAUCUAAGACAUGGUUGCAGUCUGUAUCUCCAAUGUCUUGUCCAGCCUUUGCACUGCUCUUGAACGGUGGUUUGAGCAGCAUUUGUGUUGUUAUACAUGAUUGUAAAGGCCACGUAUGGGAGCAAAAAUGGUGAGAAGAGUGUGUAAUAAGCACCUGGUUGUGUCUUUCAUGAAGAGAGAAACUUCUGUGGGGUCUGACCAUUUUGUACAUUUGGGGUUUGUCUGUCCGGGCUCACAAAGUGAAAAUAUUUGUGCCAGCAACUAGGUCAUGAAUGAAUAUGUAGUUACAUUGACUCCUGAGUCAGUGUAUUUUCUUACAUCCUACAAUCCACAACAUGCAAUGCUAUUUGGUGUUUUGGUUUUAUACAACGGUUAAGUUAGAGCAUUCUAACACCCAAAGUGACAUGCAGUAACAGGAGUAUUACUGUAAGCUGCAAACAGUCAUUUAUAUGUACUGGGUGCACCUAACAAACAUCUAUUAUUAGGACUAAAGCACAAUUGCACACACCGAAGUUUUUUCUUUCUGUACUGGCGAUACGAUCCAACAGUCUUCUUCACGAGUACCAAACUAACAAUGUGCCACCACUGCAUAUGUGCAGAACUUUAUCAAAGGUUAUUUAUAGAAAUAAAGACAAUUACAAAGCACAUAUUUGUACCCCCAUAUCUGAAAUCGUCAAUUUCAUCAGAUGCAUGGGAGAUUGCACCUAAAUAUGACCAAGCUUGGAUGUUAAAACAAGCAUUUCCUGAUUGAUUAAAAGGGGGUACAAUACCUUGGUACAGUAGCACACUGUAGCAAGGUUACAGAAAAAAAAAAAAAAAACACAGUGGCAGAGAGAAGGAAUGAAGUCAGCACAAUGUAACCAUGUAUGCAAAUGUGUAGUGAGCUCCCUCUCAAAUGGCAACUUCCACUGUUUCAUGAGGAACUUAGAAAUGCACUCAGCGUGCAGUGACAGACGCCCUCUGAGAUGCCACCAUUUAAAGUGGCACUUCUUUAAGUAGCACAGCUAUUAUUUUCUACAAGUCAUUUAUACUGGCUCAAUCCACUGCGGAUGCUAUACGGGGGCUAAAAGAAAAAACAAAUAAUAAAAAAAAGACAUUAUAGUCUUGCAUGAUAUCAUUACAGUUAGUUUCUUUCAAUAUAUUAAAACUUGUGUCCAUUUUUAAUUUAUUUAUUUUACUGAAAUAAAACAUGUAAUUACUAUUGUA
Myripristis murdjan (pinecone soldierfish) is the source of this 4525-nucleotide messenger RNA. RefSeq names its product transmembrane protein 276b (gene tmem276b). Bases 195 to 1091 code for a protein of 298 amino acids. NCBI's taxonomy places the organism in Eukaryota, Metazoa, Chordata, Actinopteri, Holocentriformes, Holocentridae. The transcript is spliced from 4 exons. Gene Ontology annotation, cellular component: membrane. The record is from RefSeq and is a predicted model, not a curated record.